Messenger RNA from Durio zibethinus, 2975 nucleotides. Its product is annotated as mechanosensitive ion channel protein 10-like. Lineage: Eukaryota; Viridiplantae; Streptophyta; Magnoliopsida; Malvales; Malvaceae. Gene Ontology annotation, cellular component: plasma membrane. Gene Ontology annotation, molecular function: mechanosensitive monoatomic ion channel activity. The record is from RefSeq and is a predicted model, not a curated record. Gene Ontology annotation, biological process: transmembrane transport; detection of mechanical stimulus; monoatomic anion transport.
AUUUGCAAACCUGCUCCUCAGCCUCCACAAACAGUCUGCUCCAACUCAGCCGAUCCUUACCACUUGAGCGAUCUCAUCUGCUGCUAUUGACUAAAAGCACAAGAUUAACAUUCCCAUUGUACUUUCAUCAGACUCUUCAAUAUUGUAACUUUCCCAACAUAGAAACUUUAAAAACUUCAUCUACUCAACACACAACCCAAUCUGUCAACCCACUUUGAAAUGUUUUUCCCAAUUUUAUUAGAGAAGUUGAUUGCAAUCUGCCUUGAAUAUUAAGCAUAAUAAUAAACUACUCCAAAAUUACUGUUACUAUCAUGGAGGACUUUCUAAAAGGGUACAAUUUGUGUCUUGUUCUUUUAUAGCUGGUCAGGACUGUAGCAGUUUUAUUUUGAAAGGAAGGUAGCCCGCGAACGCAAACGGGCCAGAGGCAAAGCUGAAAGUCUGCAUUUGUCUCUUUCUUUGUAUUUCUUCUUCUCAGUCAACUAUUUGCAGCUCCAAACAGAACAUGGUUGUUGGUCGGCAAAAACCUUAGCUUUGUGUUUAACUCUAUUGGCUUUUAGCCUUCCUGUCUUUCUCUUUUGUUGGAAACUAUUGCUAUAUUUAUUGUUGUUGAAACCAAUUAAUGCACUUUGCGUUGUCUUAAAUCAAAGGAUCGUCUUCAAUCUUCUCUUCCGAAGAAAAAAAUUGUCUGCUUGUUUCCUGUGCAAAAGCAAGAAAAUUUAACCCUUAUUUUCUAUCUUCCAAUUUCCCUGGAAAAAUAAACAGAGACUGGGCUAAAUUUAACCCUUCUUUUUCUGUUUCUUUUAAUGGUUGAGUUAGCUGCUUUGCUGCCAAGUUUCAAUUUGACCUGCGGAAACGUGAAAACCUUUGCUUUCACUAGGCAAAUGCAAAGGCUGAGCUUUGCAUAUUAGUAAUUGAAAUCAAGUGGGUAGCUAGGGUUUCAAGAGAAAAGAAAGCUGAAAUGGAAGCUGGAAAAGGCUUGUUGGAGAAAAAAGGAACAAACGAUGUUGUCCUCCAGAUUUCAAGCCCUGAAGAUUCUUUUGUCUUCAAUAAAGAAAACAAUGAUUCUAAAGUUUUUUCUUCAAUGACUGAAGCUGGAUCUUACUCUUCUCCAAAGAAUCUUGAGAUGAAACAGCUUGAGAAUCUUAGAGUCCAAGUCUCCACUCCGGUUGCAUCUCCUUCUCCUUCAGGUGAGAUUUCAAGGAUGAGUCCAACUCCCAAUAAGCCGCCAAAAGUUCCCACUGAUAAGAAGCUUACUCCAAGAAAGUCCCUUAGAAAGUCAGCGUUUUCGAAGCCAAAAUCAAGAUUGGUGGAGCCAGCCUAUCCAAAUGAUGCUAAAUUGGUGGAAGAAAAGAGUAUCCAGAUGGUGAAUUCAAGCUCAUCACCUCAUCGGAACUCUCCUGCUGCUGCUUCACCAAGCAACAAAGUUGCUACUCCUAAAGAGAUUUUGAGAUCAGCUCCCAUUACUCCAAAAACGCCUUUAAUCUCACCAGGUGUAGAGGAGGAAGAUGAGGAGGACGUUUACAAGACUGCUGAUCUCAAAGUAAGUGAAAAAUCAGGUAAAAAGUGGAAAUUUUUACUUCUGGUCGAGUUUGUAGCAUUUAUUUGCAUUAUGGGGCUUUUGAUUGCUAGUUUAACUGUGCACAAGCUGGAAAAAACGAAGAUUUGGGAUCUGGAAUUGUGGAAAUGGUGUGUAUUGAUAUUGGUCAUUUUCUGCGGUAGAUUGUUUACCGAAUGGAUGAUGAAUAUUGUUAUUUUCUUGAUUGAAAAGAACUAUCUGCUUAAGAAGAAGGUUUUAUAUUUUGUUUAUGGACUGAAAGGGAGUGUUCGGGUAUUUGUUUGGUUGAGUUUGGUCCUUCUAGCAUGGGGUUUGUUGUUUCAACUUGGAGUAAAGAGAUCAAAAGAAACCAAUCGGGUUCUAAAUUAUAUUACUAGGGCUCUUGCUUCCUUUCUCAUUGGAUCAGCUAUAUGGCUGGCGAAAACCCUUUUUGUAAAGCUAUUGGCUUCUUCUUUCCAAUGUACAAGAUUCUUUGAUAGGAUUCAAGAAUCAAUUUUUCAUCAGUACAUUCUUCGAAAUCUAUCGGGGCCUCCAGUUAUGGAGAUGGCAGAAAAUGUUGGGAGUUGUACUAGCACUGGCCAGUUGAGUUUCAAGAAUUUGAUGAAGGACAAGGGAGGGGAAAAGCAAGAGGUGAUUGAUGUAGACAGGCUUAAGAAAAUGAAGCAAGAGAAAGUAUCUGCUUGGACCAUGAAAGGAUUAAUUAAUGUGAUAAGUGGUUCAGGGUUGUCUACUAUUGCUAAUUACAUUGAAGAUGUUGAUGAUGAGGAGAGUGAGCAAAAUGAUAAGGAAAUAACUAGUGAGUGGGAAGCAAAGGCUGCUGCUUAUCGGAUAUUCAAGAAUGUAGCAAAGCCUGGUAGCAAGUACAUUGAAGAGGAAGACCUCUUGCGCUUCAUGAAACAGGAGGAAGUAGACAAUGUGCUUCCACUUUUUCAAGGAGCUGUAGAAACUGGAAAGAUCAAGAGAUCAACUCUAAAGAACUGGCUGGUGAAUGUUUACCUUGAACGCAAAUCUUUGGCACAUUCCUUAAAUGACACCAAGACAGCAAUUGAGGAGCUGAACAAGCUUAUCUCAGUGAUUCUGCUUGUUGUGAUCAUCAUUGUGUGGUUACUUUUGAUGGGAUUCUUAACAACCCAAAUACUUGUCUUCAUUUCAUCUCAGCUUUUACUUGUGGCUUUCAUGUUUGGUAACACUGCGAAGACUGUAUUUGAAGCCAUCAUAUUUGUAUUUGUGAUGCACCCAUAUGAUGUUGGUGAUCGCUGUGUCAUUGAUGGAGUACAGAUGGUCGUUGAAGAGAUGAAUAUUCUGACAACAGUAUUUUUGAGAUACGACAACGAGAAAAUAAUCUAUCCAAAUUCAGUUUUAGCUACCAAACCAAUCAGCAAUUUUUACAGGAGCCCAUAGAUGAGUGAUUCUGUGGAGU